Molecule: messenger RNA, 1918 nt
Organism: Bubalus bubalis (water buffalo)
Lineage: Eukaryota; Metazoa; Chordata; Mammalia; Artiodactyla; Bovidae
Product: D-dopachrome decarboxylase-like
Exons: 4
Coding region: 13-369 (118 amino acids)
Molecular function (GO): phenylpyruvate tautomerase activity
Source: RefSeq, a predicted model, not a curated record
UUCCCGCUAAACAUGCCGUUCGUUGAGCUGGACACGAGCUUGCUCGCCAGCCGCGUGCCCCCGGGGCUGGAGAAGCGGCUCUGCGCGGCCACUGCUGCCAUCCUGAACAAGCCUGAGGACCGCGUGAACGUGACGGUGCGGUCCGGCCUGGCCAUGGUGGUGAAUGGCUCGGCGGAGCCCAGCGCCCAGCUGCUCGUCUCCUCCAUCGGUGUGGUGGGGACCGCCAAGGAGAACCAUGGCCACAGCGCACGCUUCUUCGAGUUCCUCACCAAGGAGCUGGACCUGGCCAAGGACCGGAUAAUUAUCCGCUUUUUCCCCUUGGAGUGCUGGCAGAUUGGCAAGAAGGGGACAGUCAUGACCUUUUUAUGAUUGGCAUGUAGGGCAUCCAGGGCCUCUGAGCUGACAGCCCUUCCAGAGAGGCUACCUGGCAGUGAGGGCCUGGUGGACACCAGCUUCUGGCACCUCCAUGUGGUUCUCCUCCCCAUCCUCACAAGAAAUAAAUGAGCUUUGUCUCAAAAAAAAAAAAAAAAAAAAAUUCCUGAAUCACUAAUGAAGCAGCCCUGGGGUUAGUGAGAACAGAAGAGAGGUUCUUUGAUAAAAUCUCUGAACAGUUUCAACAAAACCGAACACCUGAGAAUAAAAAGAAAGCCCUAACUCUCUAAAUACUUUUCCUGGAAAUUUAGAAAAGCAGUUGGUUGAUGCCAAACUCUUCCUUUUCUGUUUUUAACCUUUCCAUUAUCUAUCAGUGCUUUUUAAUGUUUAUGACUCAGAGGAAAACGAAAGACAUUAGGGUUGAUUGAUUUGAGGUAAAUCUAUACAUAUUGCAUGCCAUGAAACCUAUGUUCAAGGACUUUCAAAAGUCAGAAGAUCAAAUUGCCGCCACAAAGUGUUUUGAACUUCUAAUCACAUGUUGAAGCAAAGAGAGGGCUGAGAUUUUUGUAGAAGCUCCAAUCAUUGUGACAAUUCAACCUGGAUCAAGGUAUUUGGUGAAGGAACUAAGCUCGUAGUAAUACCUCCUGAUAGAAGGCUUGAUGGAGACUUAUCUCCCAAGCCCACUAUAUUUUUUCCUUCAGUUGAGGAAGUAAAACUCCAUGGGGCUGGAACACAUCUUUGCCUUCUUCAGAAUUUUUUCCCUGAUGCUAUUAAGAUACAAUGGAAAGAAAAGAAUGUCAAUAAAAUUCUGGAAUCUUAUCAGGGAAAUAUCAUCAAGACUAAUGACACAUACAUGAAAUUCAGCUGGCUAACCUUGACUAAAAAGGCAAUGGAUAAAGAACAUGUAUGUAUCGUCAAACACGAGAAUAACAAAGGAGGACGUGAUCAAGAGAUUCUUUUUUCUCCAGUUAAAAAAGAGGUCGCUACACAUGCCUGCACGAAAAAAGAAAGUGAUACCCUGCAGCUGCAGUUUGCGAACACCUCUGCCUAUUAUACAUACCUCCUCCUCAUCCUCAAGAGCAUGAUCUACUUCUCCAUCAUCGCCUUCUGUGUGUUUUGGAGAACAGGCAUCUUCAGCAAUGGGAAGAUUUUCUGAUAGACGGUGCCCUAAAAUGGUCAACUCUCCUUCAUCAUCUACAUACUGGGUACAUUUUUCUAUUAUUGUGUACUGGUUUUUUAAACCACUGGGCAAACAGUUUUCCUCUGUAACAAGGAAUUCUGCCAUUAUUCAGGGAAAAUGCCCAGGGCUGGUCCAGGAGAGCCUCUCCCCACCCUGUCCCUACAACCUCGUCAGCUCUUCCAGCCUCCAAGUCCUUGUACCUGCACACAACGGGCAGCUCCCCAUCUCUUUCCUCAGCGCCUCCCCGCAGACCAUCGCCCUGACCCUCCCUGCCACACAUUCUGGGACUGCCAGCUUAGCUACUUGAAUUCUGUACUUUCUGUUUUAAUAAUAGGCAUAAUAAUUAAAAAGAGAAACCAAUAGCAA